AUGAUGUCGGAAUUAACCGGUUCCAGAGCUGACAUAGACCGCUGGAUUGAGCAGCUGUCGAAAUGUGAGCCUCUUUCUGAAGAUGAUAUUUAUCAAAUGUGUGAAAUGGCCAAAGGAGUCUUAGCUAAUGAAUCGAAUGUGCAAAGUGUAAGAUGCCCUGUAACUGUGUGUGGUGACAUCCACGGGCAAUUUCAUGACUUACAAGAACUUUUUAAUAUUGGAGGACAUUCUCCUGAUACAAAUUAUUUAUUUAUGGGUGACUACGUGGAUAGGGGUUAUCACAGUGUAGAAACUGUCUCAUUGCUGGUAGCACUCAAAAUACGAUUCCCUCACCGCAUCACCAUCCUUCGUGGUAACCAUGAGUCUAGACAGAUUACUCAAGUUUAUGGAUUCUAUGAUGAAUGUCUUCGCAAAUAUGGCAAUGCCAAUAUAUGGCAAUGCUUUACUGAUCUCUUUGAUUUUUUGCCUUUAACAGCUUUAAUAGAAGACAAAAUUCUCUGCAUGCAUGGAGGUUUAUCUCCUAGCAUCGAUACUUUAGACCAUAUCCGAAUCCUUGACCGUAUUCAAGAAAUUCCUCACGAGGGUCCCAUAUGUGAUCUUUUAUGGUCGGAUCCAGAGGACCGUCCCGGAUGGGGAAUUUCGCCCCGUGGUGCUGGCUACACGUUUGGGCCAGAUAUUGCCGAAACAUUCAAUCACAACAACGGUUUGGACUUGAUUGCCAGAGCUCAUCAACUAGUAAUGGAGGGUUACAAUUGGACAAAUAGUCAUAAUGUAGUAACAAUUUUUUCUGCUCCAAAUUAUUGCUAUCGUUGCGGAAAUCAAGCAGCCAUCAUGGGCAUUGAUGAUCAUAUUAACUAUGCGUUCAUCCAGUAUGAAACGGCUCCCAGAAAAGAUGAAUUGAAAGUUACAAGGAGGACACCAGAUUACUUUUUAUAA
Messenger RNA from Schizosaccharomyces osmophilus, 936 nucleotides. It is a transcript of the gene ppa1, whose product is annotated as serine/threonine protein phosphatase PP2A catalytic subunit Ppa1. Gene Ontology annotation, cellular component: cytosol. Bases 1 to 936 code for a protein of 311 amino acids. Gene Ontology annotation, molecular function: protein serine/threonine phosphatase activity. Lineage: Eukaryota; Fungi; Ascomycota; Schizosaccharomycetes; Schizosaccharomycetales; Schizosaccharomycetaceae. The transcript has a single exon. The record is from RefSeq and is a predicted model, not a curated record. Gene Ontology annotation, biological process: mitotic cell cycle; peptidyl-serine dephosphorylation.